Oryza sativa Japonica Group (Japanese rice) is the source of this 3938-nucleotide messenger RNA. RefSeq names its product NF-X1-type zinc finger protein NFXL1. Gene Ontology annotation, biological process: regulation of DNA-templated transcription. Gene Ontology annotation, cellular component: nucleus. NCBI's taxonomy places the organism in Eukaryota, Viridiplantae, Streptophyta, Magnoliopsida, Poales, Poaceae. The record is from RefSeq and is a predicted model, not a curated record. Gene Ontology annotation, molecular function: zinc ion binding; RNA polymerase II transcription regulatory region sequence-specific DNA binding; DNA-binding transcription factor activity, RNA polymerase II-specific.
ACCCAAUCGCCGAUUUGCCGUCGUCUCCAAGGCUCUCCUCCCCCUCAAAUACCCCUCCUCCUCCCUUCCCCUUCAUCUCGCCGCCGCCGCCUCACUCGUCUCGUGCCCCCCACCGCAUCUCCCCGCAAACGGAGGACUCGGGAACCCUAGGUUUACUCCCCCGCCGCCCUAUGUCCUCCUCCGAUCGCCGCCGCGGCGGCAACGGCGGCGGCGGCGGAGGCCCCGUCGCGGUGCCUUCUUCCCGCGCCGUAUGGCGACCCCGCUCUACCGCCCCUGAUAUUCCCCCACCGCCCCGCGCCGCCGCCCCCGCACCCGAUCGCAUCGGCCCGAUCCUGCCCUCCCCCAAUCCGGCCUCGGAGGAUCGACCGCAGCAGCAGCAACGUCGCCCGCGCCGGAGGAAUCAUGGGGGUGGCGGCCAGCGCCGCGGCCCGCCGCAGGAGAGGCCUUCCGCUGCGCCGCCCCCGCCGCCGCCGCAGCAGCAGCAGCGGCAGCAGCAUGCGGCGCCCGCUCCGACCCGUGCCGCCGCGCCUGCGCCUGCGCGUGUGGCGGCGACGAAGGCGGCGGCGGGGGGAGAUGGGGCGGUGCCGCAGCUGGUGCAGGAGAUCCAGGACAAGCUGGCGAGGGGGGCGGUGGAGUGCAUGAUCUGCUACGACAUGGUGCGGCGGUCGGCGCCGGUGUGGUCCUGCGGCAGCUGCUUCUCCAUCUUCCACCUCCCCUGCAUCCGCAAGUGGGCGCGCUCCCCGGCGUCCGCCGCCGACGCGUCCGACCCGGACUCCUCCUGGCGCUGCCCCGGGUGCCAGUCCGUGCACGCCGUCCCCGCGCGCGAGCUCGCCUACACCUGCUUCUGCGGGCGCCGCCGCGAGCCACCCAACGAUCUCUUCCUCACGCCGCACUCCUGCGGCGAGCCCUGCUCCAAGCCCCUCGAGAAGGCUGACCCUGCCGUGAAGGCCGACGACGCUGCAGCCACCAGGUGCCCCCAUGUGUGCGUCCUGCAGUGCCACCCAGGGCCCUGCCCGCCUUGCAAAGCGUUCGCGCCGGACCGGCUGUGCCCAUGCGGCAAGCAGACCAUUGUGCGGCGGUGUGCGGACCGGACAACGCCUGUGACGUGCGGGCAGCGGUGUGAUCGGCUGCUCCCCUGCCGGAGGCACCGCUGCGAGAAGGUCUGCCACACUGGACCAUGCGGGGACUGUAAUGUUCUCAUUUCUGCCCGGUGUUUCUGUGGGAAGAAGACAGAGACAUUGCUGUGUGGAGAGAUGGAACUGAAAGGGAAUUUAUCUGAGAAGGAUGGAGUGUUCUCAUGCAGUGAGGCCUGCAGCCAUAUGCUGUCGUGCGGAAAUCAUGCCUGCCAAGACAUUUGCCACCCAGGGCCAUGCGGGGAGUGCGAACUUAUGCCAGGGAAGGUCACAGCAUGCCAUUGUGGGAAGACAAGGCUGCUGGAGAAGAGAGCAAGCUGCUUGGACCCGAUCCCAACCUGUGACAAGGUGUGCGACAAGAAGCUGCCUUGUGGUGUGCAUAGGUGCAAGGUCACAUGCCAUGAGGGAGACUGCCCACCUUGUGUGGUUCGUGUGGAACAGAGGUGCCGCUGUGGUUCAUCAGGCCAGAUGGUGGAGUGCUACAAGGUCUUGGAGGAAGAAUUCCGUUGCAACAAGCCUUGUGGGCGAAAGAAAAACUGUGGGAGGCACAGGUGUAGUGAGUGCUGUUGCCCACUUUCAAAGCCGCUCGCUCGGCUUGAAGGGGGUAAUUGGGAUCCCCAUCUCUGCCAGAUACCGUGUGGCAAGAAGCUCCGGUGUGGACAGCAUGGAUGCCAGCUUCUCUGCCAUAGUGGUCACUGCCCGCCCUGCCUUGAGACCAUAUUCAAUGAUCUGACUUGUGCCUGUGGUAGGACAUCCAUCCCUCCACCGCUUCCUUGCGGCACACCAACUCCAUCAUGCCCACACCAAUGCUUAGUUCCCCAGCCAUGUGGACAUCCGGCGACGCAUCAAUGCCAUUUUGGGGACUGCCCUCCUUGUGUUGUUCCAGUAAUGCGAGAAUGCAUUGGUGGACAUGUGGUGCUGAGGAACAUCCCUUGUGGUUCUAAGGAUAUCAGAUGCAACCAACCUUGUGGAAAGAACCGGCAAUGUGGAAUGCACGCUUGCAACAGGUCUUGCCAUCCUUCCCCUUGUGAUCCACCACCUGCAAAUGGAGAUGCUAGCUCAAGUACUGGUGGUAGAGCUUCAUGUGGACAGGUAUGUGGUGCCCCAAGGAGGGAAUGUAAGCACACUUGCACAGCUCCAUGCCACCCAUCAUCACCUUGCCCAGAUUUGAGAUGUGAAUUCCCUAUGACCAUUGCCUGCUCUUGUGGCCGUAUCACUGCAACUGUGCCAUGCAGUGCUGGGGGAACCGCCAAUGGCGAUAAUAUGUUUGAAGUAUCCAUCAUACAGAAGCUGCCAAUGCCACUCCAGCCGGUGGAAUCUGAUGGGAGGAGGGUACCACUUGGGCAGAGGAAGCUCUCUUGUGAUGAGGACUGUGCCAAGAUGGAGAGGAAGAGGGUCCUUGCUGAAGCAUUUGACAUCACUCCACCCAAUUUGGAUGCAUUGCAUUUUGGUGAGAACUCAAAUGCAUCGGAUUUGCUUUCUGACCUUUUCCGCCGUGAGCCAAAAUGGGUGAUGGCCAUAGAGGAGAGGUGCAAGUUCCUUGUACUUGGGAAGACAAGAGGCAAUUCUUCAGGCAACCUCAAGGUCCAUGUCUUCUGUCACAUGACAAAGGAUAAGAGAGAUGCUAUCAGGGUCAUUGCCGACAGGUGGAAGCUUUCUGUUCAGGCUGCUGGUUGGGAACCCAAACGUUUCAUUACUAUCCAUCCCACACCGAAGUCAAAGGCGCCUGCUCGCAUCCUGGGUUCCAAGCCAGGUGUAUUUGUUGCUGCUUCCCAUCCUUUCUUUGAUCCCUUGGUGGACAUGGACCCAAGGCUUGUUGUUGCAAUGCUGGACCUGCCCCGGGAUGCUGAUGUUAGCGCUCUGGUUUUAAGGUUUGGCGGGGAGUGUGAAUUGGUUUGGCUGAAUGACAAGAAUGCUGUGGCUGUCUUCAAUGAUCCAGCUAGAGCAGCGACAGCUCUGAGGCGGCUGGAUUAUGGUUCUGCUUACCAGGGUGCUGCUGUGUUUUUGCCAAGCAGCAGCGCUCAGCCAGGCAAUGUCUGGGUUGCAGGGCAGAAAGAUGGAGUGGCGGCUACCAAGAGCAGUGCCAAUCCAUGGAAGAAGGCCACUGCCUCUGAGCCUGAUCCAUCCUCAGGAGACUGGACAGGUGUGCUUGGUCAAGCUCCAGGAUCAGUAUGGAGGCGUGGCGGUGACACUGUCGCCCAAGUCAUGGGGACAUCGAACCGCUGGAACGCCCUGGAGUCCGAUGCGGCCACAAGCUCCAGGCCAGUCGAGGAGAGUAAGCCUGCUCCUCGCACCGAUGCUGUAUCCAGCGCAGGGCCAAGUACUGCGCCACCGGUUAGUAAGAUGCAGCCUGAAGUCGAAGUGGAUGAUUGGGAAGAAGCUUGUGAAUGAGUCAUCAGGAAGCUCGGUUUCAGAUGGUUUACCUCCAUUCAGAUCCUUUUUUGGUCGAAUUUUAUUUGCUAGUACCAAAUGUAUCCUCACACUUUUAUGUGGUUCCUGAUGAAGGCCCGCUGACUGAUCUGUUGUGAGCACACUGAUCUUGUCAUGCCGGCAUCCCUGUAACGCUGCUGCUUCUUUUGCAGUCGUCCGUUCGAACUGAGGAAAAAAAUACGUCGUAGAUUGCCGACCUCUGCUUGCUCUGUAGUAGUCUGUUGUCUGAAAUGGUUCCUUGUGUCGUAGUCCUACAAGAGUUGCAUGCGCUGUUUAUCUAUAAUUCUAUAUAGUUGGGUACCUGGUAUUGUUCAGAUAAAAUGUGAGAAGUAACACGCGAUUAUCUAUAUAGGUGGUGUAUGUUAUUAUUGUUGA